CGCUCAUGAAUAUCCAAUGAGCGCGCUCGGUGGGUACGCAGAACGAGACGGUUGUGAAGUCUAUUAGACACGUCUUAUUAUUGAUAAAGAAGGUCCAACGUUAGCCGUGGUUACAGAAAUAGUGGGAAUUUGUGUGUGGGGGCUUUUUUUUUUUAUCUCCGUGGUUCUGGACCCAGCAUUAGCUGCCAACUCAGCCUCCGUCUUGCCCGUAGCCUUGGCACGGAACAAUGCCUGGCAAAGCCGAGGUGGCAGUGGCGCUCCCAGCCGCAGCGGCUCCUCAGGAGUCCUACCCUUUUGUUUUAAAGAAGAUCAUGGACAUCCCACCUCCUAACAUCCUGGAGGAAGGAGACGACGAGUUAGAGAAGGAGAAGCAGUGCUCCUCGGAGGAUGUGGACGGAGGAGGCGGUGUGGCCUCCAGUGCUGGUGGAGGCUCUAGAGGAGCAGGAGGUGGAGGCAGCGGAGGAGGCGGUGCAGGAGCGUCGGCCUCCCUGACCCCGGCCAUCUGGGAGAAGACCAUUCCUUACGAUGGCGAGACGUUCCACUUGGAGUACAUGGACCUGGACGAGUUUCUCCUGGAGAACGGGAUCCCGGUGAGCCUGGAGGAGGAGGAGCUACAGAGGACUCUGGCCUCCGUGGAAACCAAAGGCAAACCCGCUCCCAAGGCCGUCGCUGUGGCUCCCGCCGCACCAGUCUCUGCCCCUCCGACCGCCGCCGAAGUCCCCGCCGAAGUCCCCGCCUCAGCAACCCCCGCCGCGCCUCCCUCCGACGCCCCUUCGGAUGCAGAGGAAACCGCGACGGUCACGAUGUUGCAGCCCGCCAAAAUAGAAGAAGAAGAAGAAGAGGAGGAGGAGGAAGGACAAGAAGAGGAAGCUUUGACUGAGGAAGCUCCAGCAGAAGUGAAAGGGAAGAAAACAGACGGUAAAGGUGCAGAACGAAACACGCCCUCCCCCAUCGACCCAGAUGCCAUCGAGGUGGACAUCAACUUCCAGCCGGACCCCACAGACCUGGUCCUGUCCAGCGUUCCUGGGGGAGAACUGUUCAACCCCCGCAAGCACAAGUUCUCCGACGAGGAGCUGAAGCCCCAGCCCAUGAUCAAAAAAGCAAAGAAAGUGUUUGUUCCCGACGAGCAAAAGGACGAUAAAUACUGGUCCAGGAGGAAGAAGAACAACCUGGCAGCGAAGCGUUCCCGCGAUGCGCGGCGGCUGAAGGAGAACCAGAUCACGGUGCGGGCCUCCUUCCUGGAGCGGGAAAACGCCGCGCUGAGGCAGCAGGUUGCCGAGAUGCGGAAGGACUGCGGCCGCUGCAAGAACGUCGUGGCCCGCUACGAGGCCAAGUACGGCCCUCUGUAAAGACAAAAACAAAUAAGAAAAAAAAAUAGAAAAGAAACGGCGUCGAAAAAAGAAGAACGAAAUAAAAAGAAAUCUAGAAUCCAACGAGACAGAAGCAGAACUCCCUUCCCCGCAGAAUCCCAACACGAGACACACACCUAAAAUUUGCAAUGUUGUCUUCACCGACCUCCGGUCGAGCGCCAGCUGGCGUGGUGAUGCUGGAGGUUUGGACACACGCUGUCAGGUGAUGGGGGUGCGACGGGAGCGGUGGUCGCAGGAAGGCCUGUGGAGAGCGCCUGGCUCCUACACUGAAAGAAGUGGUCGAUUGUGGGUGUGGAAAAAGUCAUAAAGUGUAGAAAAAGAGGAAAGCUGGUGCAGCAGAAUCUCUCUCUCUAUCUCAGUCUCUCUCUCUCUCUCUCUCACACACACACACUUCGGUUUUAUCACCACACCACUGCUUCUUGGAGGACCAAGUCGUGGACAGGCUCAAUCAGGCUAAUUAAACGAGCCGGAGUUAGCUUCGUGCCGGUACUGCUAGCAGGGCAGACUGCUGUCGGCGGGCUUCAGUCCCAGUUCUUCCCCGUGUACACGUCGUGUUUUUGUGUAUUCUUAGUGUGUGUAACUCAUCAUUGCACUUUUUUUCCCCUUAAAACACACACUCACACAUUAGCUGUGUGAGAACAGGUAGCCGUUAGCCACCUAGCUCACUUUAAAACCGCAGAAGGAAGAUUUAAAAAAAAAAAAAAAAACCCAGUAGCUCCUCAUAGAGGAUUAUUAAGAGGGUGUUGAAGGCUAAUAAAUUCUGAGUUGUAUAAAAAUGAAGACUUUACAAAUCAAGGAAGAAAAGUCAAUUUUUAUGUCAACCAGACGGUUAAAGUUUGACGAACUCGGAGGCCCUCAUUCGUGGAGGGGUAUGUUAAAACGUAGAGAUGUUUAUUUUACUGCACACUGCAAGUAGAGGGCGCUAGAGUCACUGUCUCCCCACCAAAGGUGUCGUGACACGGGAUUGAUUUCUUCUGUCUUUUUUUUUUUUUUCCUAAACAUGUAGCCAGGGCCCAGAGCCCGCGUGCUUGUAAAUAAUAUAUAUUAUGAUUAUUUUCUUUUCCUAAGACAGGGACUAUGAAAGGUGUCUUUGUUAAACCAAUAAUAUCCUAAUGUUUGCCAAAUAAGGAGUGCUGUAUUCUCUCUGAUGGUAAUAACACAUCUGUUAAUUGUGGUGUACAAAACCAGUUUUUUUUCAUUCUUUAACAAACAGUUAUACUAUGAAAACCAAUGACCGAGCAGGGAAUUCAAUGGAUAAACUGUGUUUUUGGAUGUUUUUCAAACAGAUUUCUAAAUGUCUUUGUUAUUUCCUCCAGGAUAUGUGACGCUUUGCUUUACCUCAUUCAGCACGUCCUACCAGGGCCAGUCCAAGGUUUUUAGUAGAACUUGACACAAGGCCCCACUUGCAAUUAAGUCUCACAAGCGUAAUUAAAAGACAUUUAAUUAUACAAUCUGGCUGGGAGAGACUGAAUUGUACAUGAAUGUGAGCUCCACCGCAGAUAUUUUUUAAAAAAUGUCUUAAAAUUUAAUUUAAAAAAAUCUUAUCAAAUUUUAAAAAUCAAAUGUAUUACAACUUAUAAUGAAAUAGAAAUGAUUAAGUUAGCAGCAAUAAAUUGCUAGCAUGACCAUCAAACUAAAUUUCCCCUUGUAUGAAGACAUAACACAUUUUGUACGUUUUUUAAAAAAUAAAACAACUUUAAGGCAAUUAAAAAAAUGUAAAGCUAUUAAAAACGAAUUAUUAGUUUUAAAUCGCGACUCCAACAUCAAACUAAAUGUAUAUAUUUUUUAAUUUGAAAAUUAAAAACUUUGAAAGUUCUCUUUAAACUCUGACUACCGCUCAUGUAAAAGUCACAAUUUCUCAUAAACAUGACCGGAAACAUUGGCUUCUGACAUCUAUCAGCUGGAAUUAGUGUGAUAGUGAAAGGGCUCUUGGGGGCCCCCUGCUGGCCUGGGGGCCCAAAGCAGUGACCUAGCCUGGCUACUCUACUUCCCAUUCUGAUUGGAUGCAUUUUAGCAGAGCUAAAGUUGGCUUGGUUGAAGUAGAAAGCGUAUAAGCGGCAGGUUAGUUCUUUAUGGCGCAAACUUUGGUUGAAUUCCCUUUUGCUAAAAUGGCCGAACCUGUUUCUAAUUCAGCAUCACAGACUGUUAGGGGUUUCUACAUUUUGUAAUCGGCUGGUUUGGGCUCCUUCUCACUGUACUCUUGGAAAGAUAAUUAAUGUGGCAAUAAUACUCUGUUAUGUAAUGCCUGUUUAAUUUUAAGUAACGAUGUUAUGUGUAAAACGUGCUAUGACGUACUAAAUAGAAAUGUCCCCAAGUCGUCGUGCUUCCAGUUUUUGGUCUUCUUUCCUUAAGGAUCCUAAUGCAUGAAAUCCAGUAAAGCUCGUCUUUAUUUUCUCUUGUAAGUGUCACACCAAGUGUACUUAUGUCUGUAAAACCAUCACUAAAUAUAGGAUGUGUUUUUGGAUGCCUAAGAUACUUACUCUGUAAAAAAAGAAAUAAAUUAUAAUAAUAAUAAUAAAAAGAUGUCCUCUGCUUAUGAUGGGCACAACAGCACCAUCUGUCUCAGCUGAAAGCGGUAUCUUUUUCUAACUAUUCUAAGGGUUGACUUCGAUUUACUGCAAAUUGAAUUAUGUCAACGAUAUACACUGGAUCAGUCGGUGCUUUCUGUGUUUUCAUAAAGGCUAAUAACGUUCUCGGCGGUGUAGUAUAAAGGACAUUUUUAGAGCAGCGUGCAUUUUCCUUUAUGCCUUUUGGACAGUGCGAACAUUUUAUUUUUCCCACUUAAUGGAAAACACGUUUCUCCUAAAAAAAAAAAUGGGUUGAAAUUUAAUGCCGUUACGGGCGUUUUUAGUAUAAAAUAAAAAUAUAAAAAGAUGUUACGCACAGCAUGUACUGUAGCUGUCUCUUUCGUUCUGAUGUGAAGCACCUUAAAAAAAAAAUUAUUUAUAAUGUAAGAAAUGAUGCGAGAUUAAAACAAGUUAAAGAUACUCGAUUGGCGGCUUGUAUUAUUUUUUAGGAAAGGAAAAUUGCAGCAGUCUAUCAGUCGAUUAUUGCUACACAUUGAUCCUCCGUCUUUAACCAAAUCUUUUGUCGUUUUGUGAUCAAGAUCUUGAACUUUUUCAAGAUGUUCCAAAAAGAAAACACACAAUAAGACAGUAAUGCUAUUAGUUGGAAAUCUGGAGCUCAGUUUAAUUUCUCAAAUAUGAACAAGUUCCACCCUGUAACCAGGUUGGAAUGCAAAUCUGAAUCAGUUCAAAUAUUAUUGUUCACUUGUUAUAGUGCUCCUGGGAAAAGAAAUCGUCAAAUGUUUCAAUGUGUUUUUUUGGUUUCUUCUCUUUUUGAUAUAAACAUGUUUUUGUAAUCCCACUAUCUGAUACAUGCAGCUGUCAUAAUAUGUAACUGUACCUUGUUAUAUGCAUAUAAAAUAAAGUGGAAUUUAAUGA
Messenger RNA from Xiphophorus hellerii (green swordtail), 4813 nucleotides. RefSeq names its product TEF transcription factor, PAR bZIP family member b (gene tefb). The transcript is spliced from 4 exons. The record is from RefSeq and is a predicted model, not a curated record. Gene Ontology annotation, molecular function: DNA-binding transcription factor activity, RNA polymerase II-specific; RNA polymerase II cis-regulatory region sequence-specific DNA binding. Bases 228 to 1349 code for a protein of 373 amino acids. Gene Ontology annotation, cellular component: nucleus. Lineage: Eukaryota; Metazoa; Chordata; Actinopteri; Cyprinodontiformes; Poeciliidae. Gene Ontology annotation, biological process: regulation of transcription by RNA polymerase II.